CCUGAUCCGUACAACACCAUUAUUGUAGAAAAUAAAAAAUACAACUAGUACAUGUGUUUCACCUGUAAUAAGUCUUCUCUAUAUAUCCUGCAAUAAUGAUGACUCCAAUACUCUUUCAACUGUGGACUCCCCUUAUCUAACAAAAAAUCUACUCCUAUUGUUAUCAAGAAAACUAGUGGAGGAAAAUGCAGUUGCUUUCUUCUUAAAUCUUAAUAGCAUUAUAGCCUCAACCACACCUCAUCUCAGUACUUCACCAAACUUCUCCAUCAAAAGAAACUAUCUACAUUUAGUUAGAUAAAAUGGAGACAGAACCAACAUGGCAUGAACUGUUAGGAAGCAACAACUGGGAAGGUCUUCUUGAACCAUUAAAUCUCAAUCUACGACAGCUAAUUCUCCGUUGCGGCGACUUCUGUCAAGCCACUUAUGAUGCUUUCAACAAUGACCAAAAUUCCAAGUAUUGUGGCACCAGCCGUUAUGGCAAGAAUACAUUCUUCCAAAAAGUUAUGUUAGAAUCUGCUUCCAAUUACAAAAUCUCCGGCUUCCUCUAUGCCACUGCCCGUAUUGGCGCCCUCAAAGCCAUUUUCCUCCACUCUCUGUCUCGCGAAGCUUGGGACAGAGAAUCCAAUUGGAUUGGUUAUAUAGCUGUUACAACUGAUGAAGUCAGCCAAGAACUAGGCCGUAGGGAAAUUUAUGUUGUUUUUCGUGGCACAACAAGGAAUUACGAAUGGAUCAAUGUCUUAGGUGCCCGGCCUGAAUCUGCUGACUCUUUGCUUCGUCCCAAGUCUCUGCAAAAAAUUGGAGUAAAUGGUGAUAACAGCAAAAGCAGCAAUGGUGAUGAUGGGGUAAAUGGUGAUAACAGCAAAAGUAGCAAAGAUGAUGAUGAGAACGAGCCCAAAGUCGAGGAUGGCUGGUUCAAGAUUUUCGCUUCCAGUCUCUGCAAACCUUUGCUUCGUCCCAAGUCCCAGCAAAAAAGUGGAGUAAACGGCGAUAACAGCAAAAGCAGCAGUGAUGAUGACGAGAACGAGCCGAAAGUAAUGGAUGGCUGGCUCAAGAUUUACCUUUCCAGCAACCCAAAUUCGCCCUUCAUGAAACUAAGUGCAAGAGAACAGCUGCAGGCAAAAAUUGAAGAAUUAAGGCAGCAGUAUAAAGAUGAGAAUCUUAGCAUAACAUUUACAGGCCAUAGUCUUGGUGCUAGUUUAGCUACUUUAGCAGCAUUUGAUGUGGUUGAAAAUGGGGUUACCGAUAUUCCAGUAUCCGCUAUUGUCUUUGGGAGUCCUCAAGUUGGGAACAAGGCUUUUAACGAAAAGGUCAAGGAAUAUUCAAAUUUGAAAAUCUUACAUGUUAAGAACAAGAUUGAUCUCAUUCCCCUUUAUCCAAGUGCUCUAUUGGGGUAUGCGGAUACAGGUACAGAACUAAUCAUCGAUAGCAGAAAAUCUCCAAGCUUAAAGGACUCAAGAGAUACGGGCGACUGGCACAAUUUGCAGGGUAUGUUACAUGUUGUGGCUGGUUGGAAUGGGGAAGAUAAAGAGUUUGAAUUACAAUUGAAGAGGAGUGUAGCUUUGGUUAAUAAGUCAUCAUCUUUCUUGAAAGAUGAGUACUUGAUUCCAGGGUCAUGGUGGGUUGAGAAGAACAGGAGUAUGGUUCUUGAUGAAAAUGGGGAGUGGAUUUUGGCACCACCUUCAGAUGAGGAUCUUCCAGUCCCUGAGUAUUGACUUGUUUUCAGAAUUUUCAGAAAUGAGUAGUUUGUUCAGUUUGCAAUUUUCUACUUGAUAUUGUUAAUCUUGCUUUGGACUUGUAAAUGCUAAUGCGUCCAAUGUCUAUCUUGCAAACGAUGUGUAUAUUAUCACCGA
Molecule: messenger RNA, 1850 nt
Organism: Nicotiana attenuata
Lineage: Eukaryota; Viridiplantae; Streptophyta; Magnoliopsida; Solanales; Solanaceae
Product: phospholipase A1-IIdelta-like
Exons: 1
Coding region: 300-1712 (470 amino acids)
Biological process (GO): lipid metabolic process
Molecular function (GO): glycerophospholipid phospholipase A1 activity
Source: RefSeq, a predicted model, not a curated record